Molecule: messenger RNA, 2754 nt
Organism: Photinus pyralis (common eastern firefly)
Lineage: Eukaryota; Metazoa; Arthropoda; Insecta; Coleoptera; Lampyridae
Gene: Lgr3
Product: relaxin receptor 2
Exons: 18
Coding region: 50-2248 (732 amino acids)
Biological process (GO): G protein-coupled receptor signaling pathway
Cellular component (GO): membrane
Molecular function (GO): protein binding; G protein-coupled receptor activity
Source: RefSeq, a predicted model, not a curated record
GAAGCGUGCCAGUUUGCCUCAAGUUUUCAUCCAUGAAAUACGUGCGAUAAUGCAUUAUUGGCAAAUUAUUUUAGUUGGUAGUUUUGUGGUGAUAUUUGUUAUUAUAUAUGCAGUUACAAUUUUUUUCUGGAGUAAAGACACGUGUCCGAUCGGAACAUUUCCAUGUUAUAAUAGCACCACUUGCGUACCCCAACGAAAUGUAUGCAAUUUUCACAAGGAUUGCACAGAAGGAGAUGACGAGGAUCCCGCAUUGUGCGCUAAUCUGAGUGGCAGUUUAAACAUGAUAUCACGGACCCUAAGCAAAAGUUCCGCCAAAAAGUUUGAUUAUCACAAUCUGUAUCCUCUUUGUAGUCUAACAGGUUUUCCGAAGGGUUGCCUAUGUAUACUACAGUUUCGGAUCGUUUGUAAGAAUAGGAAUUUAACCGAAAUUCCCAUUGGAAUAUCUGACAACGUCAGCCACUUAAUAUUGUCGAAUAACAGUAUAGGAGUGAUAAAUCCAGCUUCAAUUGCAAAUUACAACUUAAAGGUGUUGCAUUUGGAAGGAAAUACUUUACAAACAAUAGCACCUCAAGUCUUUGCUCAACAAACCAAUAUGGAACGGUUAUUUUUAAUGAAGAACAACUUGCAAGAGAUAAAGCGUGGGUCGUUCGAUGGUUUGAUAAACCUUUUAUGGAUCUUUUUGAAUCAUAAUCAUUUGACGUAUUUGGAAAUGGAUGCGUUUAAUGAUUUGAGAUCUUUAGAGUGGAUGGAUCUCUCUAACAACCACCUCUCUUUAGAGAAUGAAACUUUUCCACCACUUCCACAAUUAUUAGAGUUAUUUCUUAGUAACAACAAUGUUUCAAGGGUCCAAGGAAGAACAUUUUCACAGUUAACAAACCUGGAAUUACUUUGUUUGAAAAACAAUGUUAUAAGAUUCGUAAGCGUAAAUUCGUUUAUGAAACUUAAAAAUUUACGCGAGCUAAACCUUUACGGAAACUAUUUAACUCAACUUCCAAACAAACUGUUUGAUUCACUUUCAUCUCUUGGAAGUUUGUAUUUGGGGCAGAAUCCUUUGUACUACCUCCCUAGACAUUUAUUUUAUAAAAUGGAGAAUUUGCAAUCCCUCAAUUUGGACGGAAUAGAAAUUGAAAAUAUAGAUUUGUCUAUAUUUUCAACUACUCCAAACUUAAAGUCGGUUUACUUUAAGAAGUACUUCUAUUGCACGUUUGCUCCUCGAGUGAGAAGAUGUCGACCUUUAUCUGAUGGUAUCUCAUCUGUAGACCAACUAUUGGCGAAACCCAUUUUACGUUAUGCGAUAUGGAUAACGUGCUUCGUUACUUGUAUCGGUAAUGCAAUGGUAAUUUAUGAAAGGAUGACGUCUAGAGAUGAGAAUAAAGUCUUAAGCUUGGUAAUCAAAAAUUUAGCUGCUAGCGAUUUCAUUAUGGGCAUAUACAUGGUUAUUAUUGCCGGUUACGAUUUAAAAUUUCGUAAUAUUUAUAAUAAAGUGGCCCACGAAUGGAUCUCAUCGUGGCCAUGCACAUUUGCUGGAGUGCUAGCAAUGGUUUCCUCUGAAGUUUCUGUAUUGUUAUUGGUAUUUAUGUCAGUUGAAAGAUUUCUUAUAAUAGCUGUGCCGUUCGGUCGCUUUUCGUCUAUAGAUGUGAAAAAAUGUGCGUUAAUAUUAGGCUGCAUUUGGAUUUUAGGAGUUGGAUUGGCAAUUAUUCCAGUUUUGCAGUUCUAUUCGAGUACGAAGUUUUACGGAUUAAAUGCUUUAUGCCUUCCAUUGCAUACAACACAGGCCUACCACGUAGGAUGGGAGUACUCGGCUUUUAUAGUACUUGGAAUAAAUUUCGUCAGCUUAAUUACCAUCACUCUCGUUUACUGUAUUAUGUUUAUAAGUAUUUUAAGAACAAGAAGUGCAACAACUCUUCCCAGAAAGGAUUACGAAUUUGCCAUUCGCUUCUUUUUCAUUGUCUUUACGAACGGUUGUUGCUGGUUUCCUAGUGUGUUAGUCAACGUACUUCUUCUGCUAGGAAAAGAAAUAUCAGGUGAUCUACAUGCAUGGCUAGUUGUAUUUAUUCUACCCAUUAACUCGGCAAUAAAUCCCAUACUAUAUACCUUCACGACUCCAAAGUACAGAUUCAAUUCGAAGAAGGUGCUCGUCUUUUUUAAUAUGAUUUCACAAAGUCAAAGAAGUAGUUUAGAGAAAACUACUCAAGGGCAAACUGUUCCUUCAAGUGGCGGAGCAUUCUUGACCUCAUCUUCAAUAUGAGUUAGAAGUGUUCGUGAGAAAACGAAUGUAAUGUCAAUCCGCUGUUUGAUUUUUUUUGAAAACUCCGAUACGUUUUUAUUAUCCUUUUAAAGUAUCUUGCAGAAUGCAGUAUCCUGUGCUAUGUGUACCUGUGCAUGUAUUAUGUAUUUCAACGUUUAGGGAGGAACCACAAUUAUAUACAUAUGAUGUAUUCACAUCAUAUGAAUAAGCGUUAUGUGUCUAUAAAUCUUUUUUUUUGCUUGAAAAUUACAAGUCAUUCUGAAGUUCCCAACCUUGAGACAUAGUUUUGCAUUUUUAAACUUGUUUAGUCUCUUAACCUUGAUAUUUAAGACCAGGUGAAUCCUGUAUUGCUGAGUGAAAAAUUUAAAUUUACCUAUUCCUACCAACAACAAAGGCAAAACCUUAUGCGGAAUGGUAUUAAAAUAGAUUAAUAAGAAUAUGUAUGUGUUUGCUAAUUUUAAAAUUAUAUUUGUAUUGUAUGUAACUAUAUCGACAGUAUAACAGUA